Rasamsonia emersonii CBS 393.64 is the source of this 1200-nucleotide messenger RNA. RefSeq lists its product as uncharacterized. The transcript is spliced from 9 exons. The record is from RefSeq and is a predicted model, not a curated record. NCBI's taxonomy places the organism in Eukaryota, Fungi, Ascomycota, Eurotiomycetes, Eurotiales, Trichocomaceae. Bases 1 to 1200 code for a protein of 399 amino acids.
AUGGCCGCGAACACAACCGAUGUUAUCCUUAACAUUCGAACCUUCGACAGCCACUCCGAGCCUGUCAAGGAACAUAGCUGUGUUACUGUUCCAAAGGAAGCACAAGACAAGACGCUUUCCGAGUUGCGCAAGAAGCUGGUUGAUGCUAAAGUGCUGGACUCCAAAGUAAGAAGGAGUCCUUUUUGCAAUGUCAAAGGUGCUGUGAUCGGUGAUGAGACAAAGUUCUCUCUCUACCUUCGUAUCAUUGAUGAAAAGGAAACCGAGAAGGAUCCAAGAGCGGACGACGGUCACCCGGAAGGCUCUUGUUCUAAUACUGCAAAACCAUCGACACCAGACCGCUUCAAUCAGGCAGGGAGUGAAAAGUUUGACCCCAAGGCGCUGAAAGACCUCGUUUCGUCCUUCUCUGCUAGUAACUUUGUCGCUUCUACAGGUUCAGGAAACGCAAAGCAUCCCGUGGAUAUGACCGAGGCAGACUGGGAUGUUGUCCUGAAAAGAAACAACCUCUUGAGUGGGAACUCUGUUACUCUUACCAAAGUUCAGGAUCCCGAGACUGAAAUAGAAACAACGCAGGUGAUCCCAUGGUUUCCACAAUUUCGUAAAGAUGGUGUUCUAAUAAUAUGCUCAGCUUUCCGUGUGAAGGCCAGGAAGAUGCUAUCUAGUGAGGAGACUGAGGUUGAGAGCAAGAUUCAGCUGAAGGACAAUGACAAGUCAUAUGUCGAGGUCACAGAGACCAAGACUGCACUGUCGAACAUGAUGGCAAAGGAAUCUUUCUCUCAGACGGAUGUCGAAGCUUCACCCGGAGCUGGUGGUGCCGCAGGAUUUUCCGCAGGUGUAACAGCAGGGCUUAGCAAAGCAGACCAGGAUUUGUUCAAGAAGACGAACGAAACGUCAAGUGCUUCUAUGCAUAUCACCUACAAUGUAUUCCCCUCCAAAGUUCUUCUUGGAGGGCGCCUUUACUAUACCCAGGAAACGUCAUCGUUUGGCAACUCGAGCUUCUCGGAGAGAAGCAAGGCUUUGAAAGUGGCAGCCAGCCUAUCUUUCUCAUCACCAUACGUCCAGGCCAGUGCGAGUGCGAGCCACGAAGACAGAAUCAAGACAGCUGGAAGUGAUCAAAGUGCCAAUUUCAACAAUGCAAUCACCUGGCAUGCCCAAGGUGGCGAUACUCUGCUGUGCAAUAAGUCCGUCUUGUCCCCAGUUUGA